Messenger RNA from Tripterygium wilfordii, 1494 nucleotides. Its product is annotated as meiotic recombination protein SPO11-2. The record is from RefSeq and is a predicted model, not a curated record. The transcript has 11 exons. NCBI's taxonomy places the organism in Eukaryota, Viridiplantae, Streptophyta, Magnoliopsida, Celastrales, Celastraceae. Gene Ontology annotation, cellular component: nuclear chromosome. Gene Ontology annotation, biological process: meiotic DNA double-strand break processing; reciprocal meiotic recombination; meiotic DNA double-strand break formation. The coding region runs from base 214 to 1365 and encodes 383 amino acids. Gene Ontology annotation, molecular function: ATP binding; DNA binding; DNA topoisomerase type II (double strand cut, ATP-hydrolyzing) activity.
GUUUGGGUUGGACCUAGAAUUAGGCCCAGGGCCGGCCCAAGCACUAAGCAAUUUAAAGAUUCGGGACCGAAUAUCGGCCCAAAUGCAUUCUCCCCUCGCAAGCCCAGCUACACAAAUUUAUUUAGAAAGUAGAGAUUUAAAAGUUAGCGGUUGGUGUACCUUCACCUGUUCAUAAUUCAUAGACGAAGACUGAAGUAGAAGAACAAACGAGAAAUGGAAGAACAUAGAAGAAAAUCUUCGAUUAGAUUCUUCGCGGAUCAAGAUCUCUGCUACGCUGAUAUCCUUGCUCCGUAUGAGGUUCGAGCGAGAAUACAAGUCGCAGUCCUCAAUUUCCUUAAGAUUCUCAACUCUCCAGAUCCUGCAAUCUCCGAUUUACCUCUGGUGAGUAGAAAUUCGAGAAACAGACGAGUGAGUCACGGAUUGUUGACCGAUUUGUCGUGGAUUUUUCUCUCUCACUCCUGCAGUACAAGGUCCUUGAUGAGAGCCAAUGCUGCUAAAGCGUUUGUUAGAGUUUGGAAGGUUAUGGAAAUGUGCCUGCAGAUUCUGGUCCAAGAAAAGCGAGUAACUCAGAGAGAGCUCUUUUACAAGCUCCUUUGUGAAUCACCAGAUUAUUUCUCAUCUCAGUUGCAGGUCAAUCGGACAAUCCAAGAUGUUGUGGCUUUGCUUCGGUGCAGCCGUUAUAGUCUUGGAAUCAUGGCAUCUAGCAGAGGAAUUGUUUGUGGCCGCUUGUUACUCCAGGAGCCUAACCAAGAGGUUGUUGAUUGUUCUGCUUGUGGAUCAUCGGGGUAUGCAAUAUCUGGCGACCUAAAUUUGCUAGAGAAAUUGAUCAUGAGGUCAGAUGCUCGAUAUAUAAUUGUGGUUGAAAAGCAUGCAAUAUUCCAGAGAUUGGCGGAGGAUCGUGUUUUCAAUCAAAUUCCCAGCAUUCUGCUUACUGCUAAAGGUUAUUCAGAUUUAGCGACAAGGUUUCUUCUGCACCGGAUUAGCAGAGCUUUCCCUGACUUGCCAAUUUUAGCAUUGGUUGACUGGAAUCCAGCUGGAUUAGCUGUAGUAUGCACCUUCAAGUUUGGAAGCAUGGGGAUGGGCCUAGAGACACACAGAUAUGCCUGCAAUGUGAAGUGGUUGGGGCUUAGAGGAGAUGACCUACACCUGAUACCGGAACAAUCUUUGGUUCCAUUGAAUUCUCAGGAUCUGCGGAUUGUCAAAAGCUUGAUCUCCUCCGACACAUUGCAGGAGAAUUACAGAGAGGAGCUGGAAUUGAUGGUCCGGAGUGGUUAUAGGGCAGAAAUCGAAGCGCUGUAUUUCCAUGGGUUUGAUUAUUUGGGAAAGUACAUAGCAACGAAAAUUGUACAAGCAAGUUACAUAUAACAUUAGUUUGACCACGAUAUAAUAGACUUUGAUGUCAUAGGUGAACAGAUACGCUACUUAUCACCAAAAGGGAAGCAUACAGAAAACUAGGGACAAAAUUACAUUAACUCGUUUGAGAGCUUCCAAUAA